AGAUAAAUAUUUUCUGUUUCAAACUGCCUCUAGCCACCUGCUUAGUUUCAAAAUGUUUGUAAUACUUUUUCAAAUAUCUAUUUGGUAUCCAUGAAUAGUAGAAACCAGAACCAUCUUACCAUAGGGAGUGUUGCCUGAACAGUAAUAGAGAAUAACAUUUCACCAUAUUUGCAAUAUGCAUGGCAGAUAUUAGUGCUUUCAUAAAGUAACCAGAUCUGUAUAACAGAUGUAAAUACUUCUCUGUCAAUAAGGAAAAUCUCUGAAGCUAUAUGUUGUUAUACUUUAUUUAUGAAGUUAAAUUCUGAGCAGUUUUACUCUGGAAUUUUUUUUGGGGGGGGGUUGUUGUUAAUAGGUGCAAUCCACUUUGUGUCCUACAUGCCUUCCAGAGUACUUGAAGAAAUUGCAAAGAUGUCCCCAACAUCUAAUGUGAGAGAGGAAGAAAAACUUUUCUCUAUCCACUUUCUCCAUGCUAUGCACAAUUUUGUAAGCUGCUAUCAUGUCACCUCUUCUCUAAACUAUUAAGUCCCAAAUUGUGCAACCUUUCCUCGUAGGGGAGUUGCUCCAGGCUCCUGAUCAUUUUGAUUGCCGUUUUCUGAACAUUUUCCAACUCUACAAUGACCUUUUUGAGGUGGGGCAAGAACACAACAGCUGUAUGUUCCCCAAUAGUUAAACAAGUAUUGAGCAAAGCAAUAGUAAAGGUCAAGAAUAGAUUUCUAAGCAUCGUAUCUGAUGUGAUCCCUUUUUUCCUACCAUGGGAAAAAUCUGACAGUGGGCAGGAAAUCAAGUUGUUGCUUUUUUAAAAAAGAGAUCAAUUGAGACUUUUAAGUUAAGACAUCUCUGCUUUUGUUUCAGCUCUAUUUGUUUCUAAUUCUAUAUAUUUAUUUCCACAUAUAUAGCUACUAAUGCUUCUGGAAGUGCAGAAGAAAUAAAAGAAUUAGAAAUCGUCUUUGCAGCAUAGAACAGCUAUUUGAUCCUACUUGUUUCCCAAGAUAUGUGGUUUUAGCAUGUACAAUACUACAGAUAUAUAUGAUGAUGUUGAUGAUGACAUUCCAACUCAGUAUGUCAUUCAGCAAAGUUUGCAGGACAUUCAGAAGAGUGAGAAAGAGGCUACAGCAAGAAAUGACAGCUUUAGUUUUGCUACAAGUACAGAUUACAGGAAGAUCAUCACUGCCAUUCGGACAGGUGAAGAAGAGGCUUUGCUUAAGUUAAUGAGAUGUGGCUCUGCUUUUCGGGAAGCAGACCAGCAAGGGUGCCUUCCUUUACAUGAAGCUGCAGCACAACCCAACAAGAAUAUUCUAGAAAUAACUCUGAAAGCUUCACGCCCCGUGGUGUGGCAACUGACAAACCUGAAAGGGGAAACACCUCUGUUUGUAGCAGUGGACAAAUGUCUUGAGAAAAACGUCAAAUUUCUCCUGAUCAAUGGUUUUAAUCCUGAUGUGAAGAAUGAAGAAGGAGAUUCUGCUUUAAUUAUUGCAAUUAAACACAAUUCGUACGAAAUUGUCUCCUUGCUGAUACAAUUUGGUGCCGAUGUCAAUCUCCAGUGUGUCAACAAAAGGACAGCUUUACAUGAGGCGGCCAGGCUAGGCUUCAAAAACAUGGUGGAGCUUUUGCUUUGGUCUAAAGCAGAUCCGGAUCCACGGAGUGCGUAUGGACUCACCCCUCUAGCACUGGCAGCGCAGAAUGGGCAUACAGAAAUUCUGGAAAUUCUAUUGCGUAAAGGUGCCAAUGUUCUUUCCCAGGCAUCUGAUUGUGCAUCCAUAUUAUUUGAAGCUGCUGGAGGAGGAAAUCCCGAUUGUGUCUCUCUUCUACUAGAGUAUGGAGCUGAUGCUAAUGUACCAAAGCAUUCAGGUCACCUACCCAUUCACAGAGCUGCUUAUAGAGGACACCUCUUAGUUGUACAGAUCUUGGUUCCAGUGACGGACAGUGCUGCCAUCAAGGAGAGUGGGAUCAGUCCAGUUCACUCUGCAGCCGCAGGUGGACAUCCUCAGUGCCUUGAGUUCCUUCUCAAAUCUGGAUUUGAUGCCAAUUUUAUGUUGCAUCAGAGAAUUCGCAAAGGCUAUGACGACGAGAGGAGGUCAGCCUUGUAUUUUGCUGUCUCUAAUGGGGAUAUUGACUCUGUUCAGUUGCUCCUGGAUGCUGGAGCCCUACCAAACCAAGACCCAGUUAACUGUCUCCAGCUGGCCUUGAGAAUGGGCAACUACGAGCUCAUUGGUAUCCUGCUUCGCCAUGGGGCCAAUGUGAACUAUUUCUGUAGGGUUAAUACAACACAUUUCCCAUCAGCUCUGCAGUACACGUUGAAAGAUGAAGUAAUGUUAAGGAUGUUGCUGAAUUAUGGGUACAAUGUUCACCGCUGCUUCGAUUGUCCUCAUGGAGCCAGUGUGCAUUCCCAGUACAUAUUUGAAGGGUGGACCUCAACUGUUAUCAAAGACACAAUGUUCUGUGAGGUGAUAACAGUAGCGUGGUUAAAGCACCUGUCUGGGAAAGUGGUGCGUGUGAUGCUAGAUUAUGUUGAUCAUGUCAAGAUCUGCUCUAAGCUUCAAGUUGUACUUCAAGAACAGAAACUCUGGCCAGAAAUCCACGAAAUUUUGACAAACACCCGUUCUCUGCAACAUCUUUGUCGUUUGAAAAUCCGCAAGUGCUUAGGACGCUUGCGUCUACGCUGCCCUGUCUUCCUUACAUUUCUGCGAUUACCAAACCGUUUGAAAGACUACAUUCUCUAUAAGGAAUAUGAUCUCUAUGGACAAGGAAACCUGAAAGGAAUCUACUAAUGCAGAAGCAGAACCAGUGGAUAUGCUCCCAGUUCCAUGGCUGAAGGAUCUUAUGCAUGCUUCCCUUCUCCCCAAAUAUUCCUCACUGCUUGCACUCUGGAAGCUCCAGGAAGAAAAGGCACAACCGAUUCUUGGCCUGGACAUGUGUGAUUCUCAGGAGUGCUUCAUUUAUUGGUGUCACACCCUUGGGCCUUGCCACCUCAGCCAGAUCUACUGUUAUAGGACCCAGUAUUACAAGAAGAACCAGGGCGGUUGAGACAGACAGCAUGGUGCUUGAGCAGCAAUGUUUAAGUCUAAAUGACAUCUCAAUGUGGAACCCAUUGUGGAACCUUCAGAAAAUUCUUUUGGUCUUACAGCAUCAUCCUAUUGAGUCACUGAAGUCUAUGCCUCUCCUGCUCCUGUCCUUCCAGGUAGUGUUCUUAGUUGCAAUCACAUUGGAUUCAGAGCCAAGUGCUCUUUCUUUAGCAAGAUAUCUGUGCUUUUUCAUAAGGACAGUGUGAUAUAAAGAGUUGUUCCUUAUUCUGUGCCAAAGGUUAACACUAGCUUCCAUGGUAAACACUGUCAACUUUUUGCCCUGAUCUUGUCCAUUCCCUUGGUGUGAGAAAGGCGAUAAUGUACCCUUUUAAUGCCCUCCUCACAUCAACAGAAUGAUAAACUUUAGACAAAGCCUCUUUUGUGUCUUUUCAUCCUACAACCUUUGGUUAAAAGGUACCAUCCGCUAUCAUAGCAUGUUGGCUUAUAACAGCAUUUAUUUCAUCCUAUGAAGCAUUAAAGUUACCUGUACCAAGAAACAUUAUGGUUCAUUUAAGUAAAUUUAAGACAACCACAGCAGCCUUCCCUACAAAUGAAUCUAUUUUGAGACCUGACUGAUGGGUUGAUCUUUACCAAAUGCAAUCACAAAGCAUUAUAAAAUUGUUACUUAUGUCUUAGGAGGCACGUGAUAUGUCUUGAAGACAUAGACAGCAUGCUUUCCCCACCUUAAUAUUGCCUGCUUUUGUGCAUCCCACUUGCUGGACUAUCAUUCAAGAAGGUGGCACUGUUGAUCUCGCCUGAAACAUGUCUCCUUGAUGAUAGUCCAUGAAGGCCUCAGAUUAUAUGUUAGGGUAAGGGCAGCUGUCAGUCAGCAUUAUCUUCAAAUGAAUUUUCUUUUAAUGUAUUGUUAUCUGUAACUUGUAAUUUGUUUUACAAUUUCUACUUUUUAACAUGUUCUUCAAAUUUUAUGUUUAUUUCUGUUUGAUAUAUAACUGUGAUGGGGAAGCAGAUAUGGUAGCAAUGCAGAUUGUGUUACAGUGGUACCUCAGUUCUCAAUGCCUUUGAAGUCAAACAUUUCGGAAUUCAAAUGCCAAAAACCCAGAAGUAAAUGCCUCAGUUUUCGAACGUACCUUGGAACUUAAACAGGAAACGCAGCUUCCGUUUUGAGUUUUCCAUAUUGAGGGUUGCGUUUUGAGGCUUCUGCUUUCAGUUUUCGAACUUUUUGGUCCUGGUCAUAUCGUGAAAGGGGCUGGCUAGGACAGAGUGAGCAGAGCAACCUACUUUCUUGAAUUUGAUGCAUUUCCUGCCUUUCUCACUUGACGGAUGAUUACCCAAGAGAAAAACCUUUCAGGUUAGACCAGUGGCCCCUUUUCUAGCAAGUUGUGGGACAUGUACACACCACAUAAACCAGAUACUUGCAAAUUCAUGGUUAGAUGUCUAGACUUUGACAAUGGGAAUUCCACUAUUACGCAGGUAUAAACGUACUCUCCCUUAAUGUUUCGAACAUACAGAUUAUAUAUGGGAACAAUUGACAGGUUUCAGUUCCACAAAGAGCAUUAAGCCCUUUGAGAUCAAUAUUUAACAGGAAGAUAAAAAAUAACUGGUUAUAUAAAUGAGAAAAUUUGGUAUUAUACACAUUAUAAUACAGUGAUUUAACAUACAUGUAUACACACACAUAUACAUAUCUAAAUUGCAGGUGACAACUGCUAGAGGUUAGCUUGAAACAUGAGAACAAUGCAACUCAUCUGUCAGAUGAAGUAAACUGGUUAUAUCAAAUUUUAUAUUUUCUGGGAGCACUGUUAAAUAUGGCUCUAAGGGCUCAAAAAAGUGGUAUAAUUUAAUAUAGAUUUGCCAGCUGAGCUGCCCAAAAAUAUGAAAACUUAAUUAAAAUUAGUCUACCUUACAAUGAAGAGAACUAUGAACUAUAUGGGUGACAUUCCCUCAAUCUUAUUCUAAGGGAGACAGAAGAAGAUGGCACUACUGCUCAAUGGGCUCCUGCAGUCCAUUCGGUUUACUGGAGUGAUAUCCCUCUCCUUCAGAUAGCUUAGAACAGAAACACCCCCAAUGUGUAUGAAAAAGCUUCUUACCACACAUUACAAUGAAGUGUUAUAAAGGCCAAAAUGAAUUUCCCCUCCACAGCUCUCUGGAGAAGGGUGGAAAAGGUCUGGCGUAUUCUGAAAGGUCCUGAAUAUUGGCUGCUGCACUUUCUUUUGCUACAGAAGUCCUAAAUUCUCCUUUGGGUUUACUUUUCCCCAAAGUUAGGUGUUCUUAGGAACUGAAAACCUGCUGGGGUUGAAAGAAGUGAUGCGUAGAUUUUGCAAUGCUUGAGAAGAACAUUGGUUUCUUCUCUCACCUUGUUUCUAAAAAGUUACUAAAUAUAUUUUGUUGAUUUCUUUUAAGAAGUGAUUUAGAUAAAAGGCAGACCACAUGAGAAAGUGGUGAAUCAA
This is a messenger RNA of Podarcis muralis (Common wall lizard), 5467 nucleotides long. NCBI's taxonomy places the organism in Eukaryota, Metazoa, Chordata, Lepidosauria, Squamata, Lacertidae. The record is from RefSeq and is a predicted model, not a curated record.